This is a messenger RNA of Colius striatus (speckled mousebird), 755 nucleotides long. RefSeq names its product mitochondrial ribosomal protein L17 (gene MRPL17). The record is from RefSeq and is a predicted model, not a curated record. NCBI's taxonomy places the organism in Eukaryota, Metazoa, Chordata, Aves, Coliiformes, Coliidae. Gene Ontology annotation, cellular component: mitochondrial large ribosomal subunit; ribosome. Gene Ontology annotation, biological process: translation. The coding region runs from base 42 to 557 and encodes 171 amino acids. Gene Ontology annotation, molecular function: structural constituent of ribosome. The transcript has 3 exons.
AUGGUGCCCCGCGGCGGCGGCGGCCCCGGGGACGCGGCGCGAUGCGGCUGUCGGUGGCGGCCGCCAUCUCGCACGGGCGCGUGUACCGGCGGCUGGGGCUGGGCCCGCGCUCGCGCCUCGACCUGCUGCGGAACCUGGUGACGGCGCUGGUGCGGCACGAGCGCGUGGAGGCGCCCUGGGCGCGCGCCGACGAGAUGCGGGGCUACGCCGAGCGGCUCAUCGACUACGCCAAGCUGGGGGACACCAACGAGCGCGCCAUGCGCCUGGCGAACUUCUGGCUGACGGAGAAGGACCUCAUCCACAAGCUGUUCAAAGUGCUGGCACCCCGGUUCCAGACGCAGUCCGGCAACUACACCCGCCUGCUGCAGAUCCCCAACCGCGACGAGCUCGAUCGCGCAAAGAUGGCAGUUAUCGAGCUGAAGGGGAACCCCUUCCCACCGCUCAUCUGCCAGCGCCGCGACACUGAGAAGACCUUGCUCAACCAGCUCCUGAAAGGCUACCGGGAGGACAUGCAGCAGGCAGCCGCUCCACAGGCCCCCGAGGGCACCCCUGUGUAAGCUCAGGAACAGAAGAUGUCCUGGGAGGUCUGGAGGCUGAUUAUUAACCGUGACUGGCCACUACCAGGUCAUGGUAGAGCUCAAGGUUUACUUGGUUCUUCCUGUGGUUUCAAUAGAGACUCAGCAAAAGAAGGAAAUCAAGCUGGGAGCCCUAAUGGUUGAUAUUCUCUAUGUAAAUAAACUCUGCUAAGAAAGUAA